CAGCUCUGGAUAGUGAUAGCACUAGUGCAGAAUCCAGAAUGGAUGUCCUCUUCGUAGCCAUCCUUGCUGUGCCACUCAUCCUGGGACAAGAAUAUGAGGAUGAAGAAGGACUGGAAGAGGAUGACUAUUAUCAGGUGGUCUAUUAUUACACAGUCACCCCCAACUAUGAUGACUUUGGUGCUAACUUCACUGUUGAUUACUCUAUGUUUGAGUCAGAGAACAGGCUGAACAAGUUGGAUAAGGAGGUAAUGGAAGCAGUAGAGACUACCGUUAGUCGUGAAACAGACCCUGCAGACCAUCAGAAGCCUGUAACAGAGAAACCAGUGACAAUGGAACCACAGAGUCCAGAUCUGAACAAUGCUGUAUCCAGUCUGCAGAGUCCUGGCGCACUCCUCCUGUCCUGGGCCCUCGUUCAGGGGGGGAUGUAUUUCAUGUAGAAGGAGAGGGAAGGCUGCUACGACUCAUUGGAUGGUGAUUUGGGAAGAGGAGAGUGGACGAUUAAAUAAAUAAAUGAAGUAA
Messenger RNA from Kogia breviceps (pygmy sperm whale), 519 nucleotides. The record is from RefSeq and is a predicted model, not a curated record. NCBI's taxonomy places the organism in Eukaryota, Metazoa, Chordata, Mammalia, Artiodactyla, Physeteridae.